AGGAGGAGCAGGAGCAGGAGGCCACAUGAAGAGAGGGCUCUCUGCAGCCUCCCUGUUCUCGUCCCCCGGCACCAAUGCAGACGUCGUCAUCGCGAAGAUCAACCAGAGGCUGGACAUGCUGACCCAGCUGGAGGGGGGGCUGAAGGGGGCCCGGCCCGACAGGUACGACCACUACGAGUCCUUCGACUCGCGCUCCUCUUCCGCGCUCGCCUCCUCCCGAGAUCUCUACAGAUCUGGCGGCGGUAGCUAUGGCUACGGCGAUGGCCGCGAGGACGACAUGCUGCUGAGUCAGCGAGGAGGCUCCGGCUUCGGAGGGGGCGUUGGGCUCGGGGGCGCAGGAGGAGGCUUUGACAGCCCCUCCUCCUCCUAUGGAGUCGCUAAAAUGCGCCCGAAUAUGAGGGAGUCCUUCAACAGUGGCCAGGAGAGAGGCUCUGGAGGCGGAGGCUGGCCCGGAGCCGGCCAACGGGCCCCCCGAAGGGGGGGCGGUGCCGGGGCCCGAGGAGCCGGAGGCGGAGGCUUUGGAAGCCGCCGGUCCGACCCCACUCCUCUAGGAGGUGGAGGCGGGCGGGGCCAGUCCCACCGCGGCCGCUCCCCGGGAGCUGGUAGAGGAAAGCUCCCAUCCCUCCUGUCCAACCGCAUGUACCCCGAGACAGGGGGCUUCCAACAGGGCCCCACCCGAGGGCCCCACGACUUCCCCGAGAGGCACUUUGGAGGGGGUCCGCAGGCCGGCCGCCAGCGGGGCCGCAAGAGACCCCUCAACAAACAGGUGAAGCCACCGCGCGACGUCCAGAAGAAGAGGAAGCAGACGCUCACGGCCGCCGACGAGCCCGAGUCCAAGGUGAACCGCACGGAGGGCGCCGAGGCCGACGCCACGCCAGAGCAAACGGAGAAGAACGGUGCUGACGGGGAAGAGAAGCCGGAGACGAACACCGAGGCUGAUGGAGGUCACGACUCGCCUCCACCACCAGAACAACAACAACAACAGGAGGACAAGAGGAGUCCUCAGGACAAACGGACGCCGCCCCAAAGUCAGGACAAGCACCCAAAGAUGAGGAAAAGGAGGGGCUUCCUGGAGAGGUGUGGCCUAUUGGUGAUGUUCGCCUGCUCCGUCUGUAAGUUUCGUUCCUUCUACAAAGACGAGAUGGAGGUUCACCUGGAGAGCCGCUUCCACAAGGACCACUUCAAGUUCCUCUGUGGCCAGCUGACCACGCCCACCACCGACUUCCUGCAGGAGUAUCUGCAGAACAAGUUCAAGAAGACAGAGCAGCGAGUCGGACAGCUGGAGAACCACAGCGCCGCCAUCUGCCAAGUGUACAAGGAGCAGGACCUCACCAGGGAGCUGGGCAUGGAGCACUUCCUGAGGAAGGUGGAGGCCGCUCACUGUGCUGCGUGUGACCUGUUCAUCCCGAUGCAGCCGCACCUGAUCCAGAAGCACCUGAAGUCUCCGGACCACAACUACAACAGGAAGGGCAUGAUGGAGCAGUCCAAGAGGGCCAGUCUGUCCGUAGCGCGCAGCAUCCUCAACCACAAGCUGAUCGGCAAGAAGCUGGAGAGCUACCUCAAGGGAGAGAACCCGUUCACCGGUAGUCAUGACGACCAGGACCCAGAGGACUCCAUGGUGAUGGACGCGUCGACCAGCGAGGCGGCGGAUGGACAGAUGGAGGAGGUGAAGGAGGAGGAGGUGAAGGAGGAGGAGGUGAAGGAGGAGGAGGUGAAGGAAGAGGAGGUGAAGGAGACGGCUGAAGAGGAGACGAGGCAAGAGGCGGGCAACCUCGAUGAAGCAGCAACAACAACAACAACGGCAGCCAUAGAGGAGGAAAAGAUGGAGGGAAACCAGGAAGAGGAGGAGGGCUUUGAGGUGGAGGAGGAGGAGGAGGAGGAGGAAGGAUAUGUGGUCCAUGAUGAGGUUGGUGAGGAGGAAGGAGUUGAGGUAGCAGAGGGAGGAGACAAGAAUGAUGAAUGACUUUGCCCCCCCCCCCCCCCCGGUCUCCUUUUUAUCGGUCAAGGAAAAGAUCCUCAAUCAUGGACAUACUUUGUGAUGCGUUCAGGUUCUGCUCGUGAAAAGGAGGACUCUCCCCUCGCUGAUGGACUUCAGUGUUUCUCAGAAUGUGGAACUUUUCCUCUUUUGAUUCCGUCUCGUGCCUUUUUGUUUUUCGUUGACUGUUUCUUUUUGGAAUCUUUUAUGAAGUCAUGUAAUCAAUAACUUGUGCUAAGGUGAACGAGGGUACCUGAAGGCAACGUUUGGGAUACUUAGAAUUUACAUUAUAGACAUAAACGUGUUCAAUAAAUCACUGUUUUCAUUCAGA
Molecule: messenger RNA, 2306 nt
Organism: Pseudoliparis swirei
Lineage: Eukaryota; Metazoa; Chordata; Actinopteri; Perciformes; Liparidae
Product: A-kinase anchor protein 8-like
Exons: 11
Coding region: 26-1963 (645 amino acids)
Cellular component (GO): nucleus
Molecular function (GO): DNA binding
Source: RefSeq, a predicted model, not a curated record